Aspergillus oryzae RIB40 is the source of this 1002-nucleotide messenger RNA. Its product is annotated as glycoside hydrolase family 5 protein. Bases 1 to 1002 code for a protein of 333 amino acids. Lineage: Eukaryota; Fungi; Ascomycota; Eurotiomycetes; Eurotiales; Aspergillaceae. Gene Ontology annotation, molecular function: hydrolase activity, hydrolyzing O-glycosyl compounds. Gene Ontology annotation, biological process: glucan catabolic process. The transcript is spliced from 6 exons. The record is from RefSeq and is a predicted model, not a curated record.
AUGAAAUUCCGUAACCUUUUCUUUGCUGCCGUAGCUGGCUCUGCGGUUGCUGCUCCUCUGGCUAAGGAGCAAAAAAAGAGGGAUUCAGUUUUCCAAUGGAUCGGCGCCAAUGAGUCGGGUGCUGAAUUCGGCGAGAACAACCUCCCUGGCGUAUGGGGUACAGAUUAUAUCUUCCCGGAUGUCUCGGCCAUUACCACCUUGAUUGAUAAGGGGAUGAAUAUAUUCCGUAUCCAAUUCAAGAUGGAGAGAUUGGUUCCAGACUCAAUGACGGGGGCAUACGAUGAGGCCUACCUGCAGAACUUGACCACGGUGGUCAAUGCCGUCACUGAUGCGGGUGUCCAUGCUAUCUUGGACCCCCAUAACUAUGGCAGAUUCAAUGGCGAGAUCAUGUCCACUCCAUCUGAUUUCCAAACAUUCUGGAAGAACUUGGCAGGACAGUUCCAGAGCAACUCUUUGGUUAUCUUCGAUACCAACAAUGAAUACCAUGACAUGGACCAAGAGCUGGUCCUGAACCUCAACCAAGCCGCCAUUGACGGGAUCCGAGAGGCUGGCGCCACGGAGCAAUAUAUCUUCGUUGAAGGUAACUCGUACACCGGGGCCUGGACCUGGACCGAUGUGAACGACAACAUGAAGAACUUGGAGGAUCCCCAGGACAAGAUCGUCUAUCAGAUGCACCAGUAUUUGGACUCGGAUGGGUCUGGUACUUCCGAGACCUGCGUGUCUGGUACCAUUGGCCAGGAGCGUGUCACCAGCGCUACUCAAUGGCUCAAGGACAACAAGAAGGUCGGUAUCAUCGGUGAGUUCGCGGGUGGAAACAACGACCAGUGCAAAACUGCCGUGAAGGGAAUGCUGGAUUAUCUGGCUGAGAACACCGACGUGUGGAAGGGUGCGCUUUGGUGGGCGGCCGGUCCAUGGUGGGGAGAUUAUAUGUACAGUUUGGAGCCUCCAAACGGAGUUGCGUUCACGGGAAUGUUGGACGUUCUGCAGGCAUACCUGGGGUAG